AUGCCUGGAAAGUACCUGGAAGGCCUUGAAGGCCAGGAUUGCAGGCGCUGCAAAGAGAAAAAGGCGGAUCUAGUUGUGCGCCGCGAACCGCUGUGUCAGGAGUGCUUCAUUAAAUAUGUUAACACGAAAGCCAUUAAGAAGAUGGAGUCAUUUCGCGUGAGGCAUUCUGCUCCCGAUCAGCAGCGAAAGAUUCUUCUUCCUCUGUCUUUGGGCGUCUCCUCCCUCUCUCUCCUACACAUUCUUGACCGCCAACUCAGAUCCCAGACCCAUAAGAGCGGGCGUACAGGAUUUGCGUUGGUUGUAGUAUAUGUUGACGAGUCGCAAAUCAACGAGUCUGGCCCUUCUCGGGAUCUGCUGGCGCAAGUUCGGGGGCGCUAUCCCGAUCACGAAUACGCCACUGUUCUUCUACAAGAUCUCUUCCGUCUCAUUCCCGCCGAUGAUCCCCUCCUUCGGCUCCUCCCGGAUCAGAAUCUUGAAAAUGAAAGGACCCCAUUAGACCACCUUGUAGCACUCAUGAACUCUCUGUCCUGGCCCACAGCCAGGGCGGAUAUCAUUCCCAUUCUUCGGACCAGGCUUCUCGUGGAACAGGCCAAGCAAUCCGCCUGCGAAGCCGUCGUCUGGGGAGAUACUACUACCAGGUUGGCGGAGAAAACGUUUUCGGAGACUGCCAAAGGUCGAGGCUUCUCACUUCCAUGGCAAAUAUCGGACGGCGAGUCCCCUUUCGGAAUCACCUUCAAUUACCCCAUGCGCGACCUGCUGAAGAAGGAACUCUUCGCCUAUGCUGAUUUCCUCGACCCGCCGUUGUCACCUCUCAUUCAUGACGCUGGGCCCAGCCCGUCGUCUAUGAACUCGAAAACCACUACCAUAGACGAUGUCAUGAAGCAAUACUUCGAAUCUGCUGAGAAUUUUCCGAAUUACAUCGCCAACGUCGUCACAACUACCAGUAAAUUGGAAGCCAAAGCGAUUUCCCCUACCGAUCCGCGCUGUGCCCUUUGCAGCAUGCCUGUAGCUGAUGGUCGUUUCGGUAAUCAUGGCUGGGGCGGAUAUCAGCAAGAUGGUUCAGCGAACUCUUCGAGCAGCAAUACACCAGGCCUGUGUUAUGGCUGCACCCGAACUGUAUCUGUGAAAUCUCAGCAAUCAUGA
Westerdykella ornata is the source of this 1143-nucleotide messenger RNA. RefSeq lists its product as uncharacterized. Bases 1 to 1143 code for a protein of 380 amino acids. Gene Ontology annotation, cellular component: cytosol. Lineage: Eukaryota; Fungi; Ascomycota; Dothideomycetes; Pleosporales; Sporormiaceae. The record is from RefSeq and is a predicted model, not a curated record. The transcript has 2 exons. Gene Ontology annotation, molecular function: sulfurtransferase activity; tRNA binding. Gene Ontology annotation, biological process: tRNA wobble position uridine thiolation.